Messenger RNA from Symbiodinium necroappetens, 2163 nucleotides. The record is from the annotation of a GenBank genome assembly. Lineage: Eukaryota; Dinophyceae; Suessiales; Symbiodiniaceae.
AUGGCGUGCGUCUUCCCCGCGAACCAGGUGAUCGUGGUCGGUGGAGGCCUUGCUGGCAUGUCCGCCGCGAACACAGUGAUCGAGUUGGGUGGACGCAGUCUGCUGCUGGACAAGUCCUCCUUCUGCGGCGGCAACAGCACGAAGGCCACUAGCGGCAUCAAUGGUGCUGGCACGAAGACGCAGAAGGGCAAGUCAAUCCCGGACAACGCCGAAAUCUUCAUCGCGGACACCCUGAAGGGUGGCGCCAAGAAGCCGGAGCUCGCCAAGGUCUUGUGUGCCAACAGCGCUGCAGAUGUGGAUUGGCUCGUGGACAAGUUUGACUUGGAUUUGUCGCUGGUCGCCCGACUCGGCGGCCACUCUCAGCCCAGGACGCACCGCGGGAAGGAGCGAUUCCCUGGUAUGACCAUCACCUAUGCACUGAUCCAAAUGCUGGAGAAGGUGGCAGAGAAGACCAACCGCGCCCGCAUUAUCACAAAGGCUGAGGUCUUCAAGCUGCUCCAGAAUGGCUCGGCCGUCGUAGGUUGUGAGUACAAGAAGGCCGGCAAGGUGGUGAAAGAAUUCGGGCCCAUGGUCCUCGCAUCCGGCGGCUUCGGCGCGGACUUCGGCGCGGAUUCGCUGCUGGCCACCUACCGGCCGGAUCUCCUUCAUCUUCCGACCACCAAUGGCGAGCACUGCACCGGUGAUGCCAUCAAGAUGGGCGAGGCCAUCGGCGCUGCAACUAUCGACUUGGAGUGGGUUCAGGUGCACCCGACUGGUCUCGUGAAGCCGGAUGACCCCGAUGCCAAAGUCAAGUUCCUGGCGGCAGAGGCCCUGCGUGGCGUGGGCGGCAUCGUUUUGGAUGCGAAUGGCGACCGCUUCUGCAAUGAGUUGGGCCGCCGCGACUACGUGACGGGUGAGAUGUGGAAGAACAAGCCGCCCUUCCGCCUCUGCCUGAACAGGGCUGCAGCUGACGAGAUCAUCUGGCAUGCUAAGCACUACACCGGCCGUGGCGUCAUGAAGUUCUACUCGACAGGUGAGGACCUGGCCAAGGACAUGGGCGUCCCCUUGCAGAAGCUCGUCGAUGCGCACCAGAAGCACUUCGAAGCUGCCAAGAAGCAGGAGAAGGACCCCGAUGGCGGCCCCUUCCCGGCCUACCCAUCCGGCAAGACUUGGGACGAGCCCAGCGGGAAGACGGGCAGCGGCAAGAAGUUCUUCCACAACAUCAUCGAUGGCUCGAAGGUGCCUACCGAACCCUUCUAUGUGGCGAUCAUCACUCCUGUAAUCCACUACUGCAUGGGUGGGCUCGAGUGCACCGUGGACGCCGAGUGCAUUGACAAGAAGUCGGGCAAGGUCAUUCCUGGACUUUAUGUUGCUGGCGAGGCGGCUGGUGGCAUCCACGGCAACAACCGCCUGGGUGGCAACUCUUUGCUGGACUGCGUCGUGUUUGGCCGAGUUGCUGGCAAGGCCGCAUGCAAGUUCACCUUCGGUGCUGGCGAGAAGUUCAAGCCUUGCCCUCCGCCGGGCGAGCUGAAGGCUUGCUCCCUGCAUUCCCGCUGGCCCGCGGGUGGCGGCCCUGAGUUUGUUGUGGUGGGCAAGUGCAUUCUCUUCAACAAGACAGGUGACGCUACAGCACCUGUUGGGGGCUUGGCACCUGGGAAGGUGGCGGUGCUUCGCGCAGAGGCCGAAGUUCGCGUCGGCGUAGGCAAAGUGAAGGAUGAUGACUUUAAAGUGUUAGACGGGUUCUUUGUCGGGAAUGCGGCAUGGGCUUACAAGGCUGAGUUGAUGAGGCAUAUCGCGAGGGCCACCUGGUGGCGAUGGAAUUUCAUGGAUGAACGCCUGCGAUGCAACCCCUGGGAAUCCUGGGAAGAUGUCACAGCGGCGGCGAAUGAGACGAGCAAGAUCUUCAACUGGAUUGAGCAUGAGGUGACGCUGAAGGCGCCUUGGCUUUGCAAACGGCGCCACUCCUUGUGCUACUGGGCAAAGACCAUCAGCAGGAUUGGCUACCCAAAAAGCGUGGAGUUCACUGUCAUCGGAAGCUUUAGGCCUCACGAAGAGUUAUCGGUGCUAGCAUCUUGGGUUCCAGAGGGCCUCGUUACCAAGGGGAGCCUAGCCAUACCCGAAGUAAGAGAGAGGAAGAGCCUGGAGCGUAUUCUGGAUCCUCAACUUUGCUUGCGGCCAGCUUAA